AUGGGGGACUCCCUCUGCAUCUCCCUACGCGCUGCCGAGGCAGUGCUCAUCACGAGGAGCUUGAUCACGGUUCUGCCUUUUGCUUUGCUGCUACCAACUGUAAGAGUCAGUGCCCAGUUCAUGGGAAGCCCCCUGGACUGCCACAAGACCUGCGUGUGCGCCAGCAACAUCGUUAGCUGCUCCAAGACCAACCUGACCUUCGUCCCCAUCGCUCUUCCAGAAUACACAGCCGUCCUGGACGUCAGCUUCAACUCCAUCACCAAGCUGCGUGCCGAGUGGACCUCCAUCAAACUCAGCAGGCUGCACACUCUGCUGCUCAACAACAACGGCAUCACUUUUCUGUCCUCCGAGGCGUUUGUCUCCGUGACAAAGGUUCAGUACCUGGACCUUUCGUCCAAUCGCCUCCGCCUGCUGGAUGAGGUCAUUUUCGAGCCGCUGGGGAACCUGGAGGUGCUGCUGCUUUACAACAACUGCAUCUCUCAGAUCGAUCGCUCCGCUUUCUCGAGCCUCAGCAUGCUGCAGAAGCUCUACCUGAGCCACAACCUGAUCCAACGCUUCCCCCUGGAGCUGGUGAAGGAGCGGAGCCGGCUGGAAACUCUCAGACUGCUGGACGUUUCCUCCAACCGCAUCAAAGUCCUGCCCUUGCACGAGCUUCAGGCCCUGCCAGCCUGGAUCAAGAAUGGCCUGUACUUCCACAACAACUCUUUGCCCUGCAGCUGUGAGCUGUAUGAAGUGGUGGCACGCUGGUACCUCAAGGAGCUCAGCUCCGCUAUUGACUUCAGGAGCGGCCACACUUGCGUGUUACCAGGGCAGCAGAAAGAGAAAAUGGCCAUACUGGAUCUGAACAAGGUCCAUUUGAACUGCAGUGAGGCCAAACUUUUGGACGAAGAAGCUUAUCUGGACCAGUUCCUUGUGCUGGACUGUGAUACCAGGAAGAAGGAAAUGACUAAGAGAUGGGUACUGCCUGGAAACAUCCCACUGUCUCUUAAAGCAAACACUACUGCUGUGAAGCGUCCUGACGGCAACCUCCAGAUCGGGCCCCUGAGGGCAGAGGACUCCGGGGUCUACACCUGCUAUGCCACAAGUGACUCAGUCAACGAGACGCUGUAUGUGACUGUAGUUGUGUUUAACUCCACCAUGUCUGGUGGCAUGGAGAACAUGAAGACGGCCUACACCACCCUUGUAGCAUGUCUGGUCAGUGCUGUUAUGAUUCUGAUCUACCUCUACCUCACUCCCUGUCGCUGCGCUUGUUGUCCAGGUCAGGGCCUGGAGAAGAUCGACCCCAGUGACAGCCUCCAUUCUUCAACUGUCAGCGUCUCUCAAGCACACAAGGAGACGGGUCAAGAGCGAGUUGAAGGCGGCUUUAGCUACAGACACGUUGGCUUCCCAGAUAUCAAGGACCAGCUGGAGCAGAACGGGAGGUUGAAUCCAAUAGGUGAGGAGGACGAGGAUUGGCAGGGGGAGAGCAAGGAGAGAAGGAGGUCUGACGCAGAGUCGGUCAGCUCCGUGUGCUCCGAUACCCCCAUGGUGGUGUGACAGCUCCAUCCACACGGCUGUGCAGGACUCAAACAUUGGCAUCUUCCAAACAAAGCCAAAGCUCUGUCUCUCAUGGUCAGCGGCAGUGUUUCAGUAGCAUGUAUCAUUGAUUUUAAAAAAGGAAAAAGAUUAUCCGUGCGGUGUGAAAAAAAAGACCCCAAAGCAUUCUAGUACUGCUUAAAAAUAUUUAUUUUUGACAUAGCAAGAGUGGCAUUUGUUAAGACACACAACAUGAAGCAUAUUUUUUCAUUGCAAAUGAUCUUUACAAAAUUUCAACUAUUGCUUUUAUUGGCUGAACCUGCACGGAAUCGCUAUGCAAGUUGUAAAG
Limanda limanda (common dab) is the source of this 1864-nucleotide messenger RNA. Its product is annotated as amphoterin-induced protein 1-like. The transcript has a single exon. The coding region runs from base 1 to 1536 and encodes 511 amino acids. The record is from RefSeq and is a predicted model, not a curated record. Gene Ontology annotation, biological process: brain development. Lineage: Eukaryota; Metazoa; Chordata; Actinopteri; Pleuronectiformes; Pleuronectidae. Gene Ontology annotation, molecular function: protein binding.